AUGGCAACCGCUUCACCAACACCCCGGACCCCGGGUCGGACUCAGCCUUCCGCAGAAGUCCCUCCUGUCGUCACGGAUACCAAAGACCAACGCCGUACAUCUUCCUUGGGUUUUCUUCGUCGCUCCAAGUCUAUUGAGAUUUUAGGUGAAAGACGCUCGUCCGGAAGCAAGAACGGGAAGAAGAUGCCGAAGGCUCAGACGGCGGAAGAAGAGGCUCGCCGCCAGCGCGAGUCAAUGAUGUAUCAGCAACCCCCGCGUCUACCUGAUCUCUCGCCGGCCCCAGUUCUUGAGACCUUUGGCGGCGAUGAGCGCCGGGACACUGUUGCUGCACUUGCAAGCCAGCCCGACUCAUCGCAGCAGCAAGCUGUGCCCCGCAGUACGAUAAGCACGCCAGUUGCCCCAGAACCGAGCGACGCCAAUGCACGAGCAGAAAGCAUGACACACCGUGGACGCUAUAGCUACGCAAGCAGUGCCGUCAGUACUGUCAACAAUCCGCGCCGGCUGCGUCGGCGCAAGGACCCCACACCGUACAAUGUCCUUGUCGUUGGCGCGAGUAACUCGGGCAAGACCUCGUUUCUCAAUUUCCUCAAAAAGUCCCUGGAAUUGCCGCCCCACAAGCACCCCUCCCGCCUACCAGAGGAAAUCGCAUACCAGGCUCGCCAAUCCCCCGCCAACGAGGGCUACGUUUCCCACUAUCUGGAGACAGAGAUCGACGGCGAACGAGUUGGUCUGACCCUGUGGGACUCCCAAGGCCUGGAGAAGAACAUCGUUGACAUCCAGCUACGAGGGGUGACUGGGUUCCUGGAAACGGCUGCAGAGCGGGCUGCACAGGGAACUCCAAGGGCAACCGAUACACCUGUCAUCGGUGUUCUCGACGAGCGUCUUGAUGUUCAGGUCCUGCGCACCAUAGUGGGCAAGACCACAGUUGUCCCGGUGAUCAGCAAGGCCGAUACGAUCACCACAGCCCACAUGGCAUACCUCAGGAAGGCUGUCUGGGAUAGCUUGAAGAAAGCCAAUAUUGAUCCGCUGGAGAUCCUUUCUUUGGAUGACCAGGAAGACCAGAGCACGCGCAAGUCUUCCGGUUCCCAAGCCGUCGUUCAGCAUAUCCCUUUCACUAUCUUGUCCCCUGAUCCACAUUCGCUCAGGGCUGGCGACGAGCCUGUUGGGCGCAAAUUCGCCUGGGGGUUCGCUGACCCGUACAACGCCGAGCACUGUGAUUUCCUCAAGCUGAAGGAGGCUGUAUUCAACGAAUGGCGCUCUGACCUCCGCGAAGCGAGCCGUGUGGUCUGGUAUGAGAGGUGGAGAACCAGCCGCUUGAACCGUAAUGUUGCCGUGGCCAGCGCUGCACCCCAGAAGAAACAAUAUGCGGGGAGAACUGGUCCAGAUGUGCGCCGGUUCCGCUAA
Molecule: messenger RNA, 1404 nt
Organism: Aspergillus niger
Lineage: Eukaryota; Fungi; Ascomycota; Eurotiomycetes; Eurotiales; Aspergillaceae
Exons: 4
Coding region: 1-1404 (467 amino acids)
Biological process (GO): cytoskeleton-dependent cytokinesis
Cellular component (GO): cell division site; septin ring; microtubule cytoskeleton
Molecular function (GO): GTPase activity; molecular adaptor activity; GTP binding
Source: RefSeq, a predicted model, not a curated record